CAUCAUCUGCUCCGGGCAGGAUUACACGGCUGCACCAUCACCAAUUGCCUUCGUCAACUCAAACCCACGACUCCAAUCACAUAGUAAAAAUGGGUGGCGGACCUCGUGUCAAAUAUCCCAAGCAUGUCUGGUCGCCUGCUGGUGGCUGGUACACCAACCCUCCGAACUGGAAGGCCAACACAGCGAUCAGCCUGUUGGCAAUUGUUGGAGUGACGGCGAUUGUCUGGAAGAUCAGUGCCGAGAAGGAAUGGAGGCCACGCAUGCCCGAGAAGGAUCGCUACUACCCAAGCAGAUAUUGGAGCAAGCAAAUCAUUGAGCAUGAGCGUGCAGAGAGGGAGAAGGAGAAAGCAGCGCAAGAAUAAUCCUCGUCUUAGAAAAUCCCGACAGCAAGAAGCUUUUUUUUUUUUCCUUCACGUUAAGCCGUUAAGCUCUUUUAUUCCAAUGCCUACAUGCCAUAGAACAGAUGUGAUUUCCCAUCCUGUUCCUGUCCGAAACCACCUGCCUUUGCAUUCACGAAGAUGUUGACAAAGCGGAAGUUUACGGUUGUUGACAAGGACUUGAAAAUGGACAAAGCGUUUAAAAAAGGCAAGGCUGGCUCAAUAUGUGCCUGGCCAUUGUUCCAAAGUCACUUUCUCAUAUUAAAGGGGGACUACUUACGAUGACUUCCGUGGCUUCUAGAUCGGCUUUCAUUCAAUAUAUCGAAAUUGGAAC
This is a messenger RNA of Pyricularia grisea, 711 nucleotides long. RefSeq lists its product as uncharacterized. NCBI's taxonomy places the organism in Eukaryota, Fungi, Ascomycota, Sordariomycetes, Magnaporthales, Pyriculariaceae. The coding region runs from base 90 to 362 and encodes 90 amino acids. The transcript has 4 exons. The record is from RefSeq and is a predicted model, not a curated record.